Messenger RNA from Salmo salar (Atlantic salmon), 1585 nucleotides. The record is from RefSeq and is a predicted model, not a curated record. NCBI's taxonomy places the organism in Eukaryota, Metazoa, Chordata, Actinopteri, Salmoniformes, Salmonidae.
AUGUACCUGGACAACCCUCUGGCCAGAUUCCUCAUUAAGAAGGCUCUGACCAAUCAGAGGAUAGGACACUUCUUCUUCUGGCAUCUCAAGUCAGAGAUGCACAAUAAGACUGUGUCCAGGAGGUUUGGUCUGCUGUUGGAAGCCUUCUGUAGAGCCUGUGGGAUGUACCUGAAACACCUCAACAGACAGGUGGAGGCGAUGGAUAAACUGGUGAACCUCACAGACACACUGAAACAGGAGAAGAAAGAUGAGACACAGAAGACCCAGAUGAAGUUCCUGGUAGAACACAUGUCGAGGCCGGACUACAUGGAGUCUCUGCAAGGCUUCGUCUCUCCGCUGAACCCUGUUCACCAGCUAGGAACCCUCAGGUUAGAGGAGUGUAGGAUCAUGUCUUCAGCGAAGCGUCCUCUCUGGCUGAACUGGGAUAACCCUGACAUCAUGAGUGAACUUCUGUUUACAAACAACGAGGUCAUCUUCAAGAACGGAGAUGAUCUACGUCAGGACAUGUUGACUCUACAGAUUAUUAAAAUAAUGGAGAAUAUCUGGCAGAACCAGGGAUUGGACCUAAGGAUGUUACCGUAUGGCUGUCUGUCUAUAGGGGACUGUGUGGGGCUGAUCGAGGUGGUGAAGAACAGUUACACCAUCAUGCAGAUUCAGUGUAAAGGAGGCCUGAAGGGGGCGCUGCAGUUCAACAGCAACACGCUGCAUCACUGGAUCAAAGACAAGAACAGAGGAGAGGGGUAUGACAGAGCGAUAGACCUGUUCACCAGGUCCUGUGCAGGGUACUGCGUCGCCACCUUCAUCCUGGGCAUAGGAGACAGACACAACUCCAACAUCAUGGUUAAGGAGAACGGACAGCUGUUCCAUAUAGACUUCGGCCACUUCCUGGAUCAUAAGAAGAAGAAGUUUGGCUAUAAGAGAGAAAGAGUUCCCUUCGUUCUGACACAAGACUUCCUGAUCGUCAUCAGUAAGGGAGUCCAGGAGUGUACCAAGACCAAAGAGUUUGAGAGGUUCCAGGAGAUGUGUUACAAGGCGUACCUAUCCAUCCGGCAGCAUGCCUCUCUGUUCAUCAACCUGUUCUCCCUGCUGCUGGGAUGUGGCAUGCCUGAACUACAGUCCUUCGAUGACAUUGCUUACCUGAGGAAGACCCUCGCUCUGGAGAAGAGCCAACAGGAGGCUUUGGAGUACUUCACCAAGCAAAUGAACGAUGCUCACCAUGGAGGAUGGACCACGAAGAUGGACUGGAUCUUCCACACCAUCAGACACAUGCCCACCGAACACUGACACACACACACACACACACACACACACACACACACACACACACACACGCACGCACGCACGCACGCACACACACGCACACACACACACACAGAGAGAGAGAGUCACACAUACACAGUCCCAUUUGAUAUGAAUGAGCAAUAAUCAUUAUGUUACUAUCAACAGUAGCUAAGACAUUCUCCUUCUCCUGAACACACGUUCUGCUGCUUCCCAUAAACACACCUUCUCUUUCCCUUCCCCAUAAACACACCUUCUCCUCCCAUAAACACACCUUCUCCUUCCCAUAAACACACCUUCUCUUUCC